AUGGCCGACCACAUGAACGUUCAGAUGGAAGGCGUUACUGCUACGCCGCCCACCACGGGACAUACCACCGCAUCGGAAAUCUCCACCUUCGAGCAGCUUAUCGCACGCAUUCGAGAGCUCGAGGGCCGGACCGAGCAGACCGAGGAUCAGAUCACUGCGAUCCACCCAGGCCCGAGACAGGUGGCUAAGUUCCCGGUACCAGAGCGCUAUGGCGGCGGGAAGGGGGAGCUUAGAGGGUUCCCAAUCCAGCUCAAGACCUAUUCUCGUCACUACCCAGACAUGUUCACCACCGAGGAGUCCAAGGUGCUGUUCGCAGCCAGCAGACUCAAGGAAGUGUUUGGAGAGUACGAUGAGAAAAGGCGUGCGCAGGAGAAUCUCGCAAGCCUGCGCCAGACACGCUCAGCAGCCGACUACGCGGCUGCGUUCAAGAUCGACAGCCUACGCAGCAAAAUCAACGAUGCGGGGUUGAUGCAGUUUUUCUACAACGGCCUCAAGGAAGAAGUAAAGGGUGAGUUAUGUAUGAAGUCGAGACCCGACACUAUCGACAAGUAUAUCGCCAUGGCCAUACGUAUCGACGAUAGGCAGUUCCAGCGUCGCACGGAGAAGAGAGGCAAUACGCGGGGUCACUACGGCAACAACCGUUCCAACGAUAAGCGCAAACGGCAAUACCCCAGUACUGGCUACUCCAGCACUACCCACGCAGGCCCUAUAGAGGUCGACGCUUUUCAGCAACACAGGCCUCAGGGCUGGGGCCAGGGCAGGGAUAACCUCAAGUGUUUUAACUGUGGGAAGACAGGACACUUUAAGAAGGACUGUCGGGCACCCAAGCAACUUAAGUGGAAGAAGGAGGCUGCAGUAGCAACCAUAUCGUAA
Podospora anserina S mat+ is the source of this 873-nucleotide messenger RNA. RefSeq lists its product as uncharacterized. Bases 1 to 873 code for a protein of 290 amino acids. The record is from RefSeq and is a predicted model, not a curated record. Lineage: Eukaryota; Fungi; Ascomycota; Sordariomycetes; Sordariales; Podosporaceae. The transcript has a single exon. Gene Ontology annotation, molecular function: zinc ion binding; nucleic acid binding.